Cicer arietinum (chickpea) is the source of this 1940-nucleotide messenger RNA. RefSeq names its product IQ domain-containing protein IQM1. NCBI's taxonomy places the organism in Eukaryota, Viridiplantae, Streptophyta, Magnoliopsida, Fabales, Fabaceae. The record is from RefSeq and is a predicted model, not a curated record.
AGUCUUUGACACGUAUUUGAAGGCACGCACGCAUUGGAAGAGUAAAGUCUAUAAGUAAGCAAAUGAGAAACACUGAUAAACCCAUCUUAAUUCCUUUAUUUUGUUCUACUUAUACUUCUAUAGUUUUCAUCAACUUACACACAAAGAUCUCAUAUCUUGAUUCAAAGUGUACUCAUACACCAUCCAACAAAGAUUUGUGGGGUAUUAUAUUAUAAAUGGGGGUAUCUGUUACUGAUUUAUCAAAUGGAUCCAAUAAUAUGAGCAGUUCAAGUCGGUUAAGUGAUUACAGACCUCAACAUAUGAUUCUUGAAAAAAUUCAUUCAUUUGUUAAAGAAGAAAAAAUGGAUUCAGAAAAACUUGUUGAAAGCAAAAGUGAUUCUGAAAUGAAAUGUAAACAAGUUCCAGUGAUUUCUCUGCCUGAAGCAGUGGUUUUUUGUUCUCCAAGACCUGUGUAUGAGCUUGAUGCUGCUGCAACUAAACUUCAAAAGGUUUACAAGAGUUAUCGUACUAGAAGAAACCUUGCAGAUUGUGCUGUUGUAGCAGAAGAGUUAUGGUGGAAAGCAUUGGAUUUUGCUGCUCUUAGAAGGAGCUCUGUUUCUUUCUUUGAUGUUAAGAAACAAGAAACCGCUGUCUCGCGUUGGGCUAGAGCAAGAACAAGAGCAGCUAAGGUGGGAAAAGGUUUAUCCAAGAAUGAAAAGGCACAAAAAUUAGCAUUGCAACAUUGGCUUGAAGCUAUUGACCCGCGUCAUCGAUAUGGACACAAUCUUCACAUGUAUUAUGAUAUCUGGUUUGAGAGUCAAAGUACACAACCAUUUUUCUACUGGUUGGAUGUUGGAGGUGGAAAAGAAAUAAAUCUUGAGAAAUGUCCAAGGAACACACUACAACGCCAAUGUAUUAAAUAUCUUGGACCAAAAGAAAGAGAGGAAUAUGAAGUAAUUGUUGAAAAGGGAAAGCUAGUGUAUAGACAAGAUGGGAGAGUUGUGGAUACUAAUGAGAAAUCAAAAUGGAUAUUUGUUCUUAGCACCACAAGAGCUUUGUAUGUGGGGAAAAAGCAAAAGGGUAAAUUUCAACACUCAAGCUUUCUUUCUGGUGGUGCAACCACAGCAGCUGGUAGAUUAGUAGCUCAUCAAGGUGUUCUUGAGGCUAUUUGGCCAUACAGUGGUCACUACCAUCCAACUGAAGAGAAUUUCAAAGAAUUUAUAAGCUUUCUUGGAGAGCACAAUGUAGACCUUACAAAUGUUAAGAGAUGUGCCAUAGAUGAUGAUACUCCUUCAUUUAUUGGAAGUAAUUCAUUUAAUGACAUUAAUGAAUCACUACAAACAAAGGGUCCUAUGGUGAAGGUCGACGAGAGCAACGUAACAACAACAAUUCAUAAAAACGAUGCUGUUGCGGUAUUUAACGCUUCAAGGAGGUUGUCUUGCAAGUGGUCAACAGGGGCUGGUCCACGUAUUGGGUGUGUUCGUGAGUAUCCAGAACACUUGCAAUCAAAAGCGUUGGAACAAGUUAAUUUGUCUCCAAGGCCCAGUUCUACACGAUACAACAAAUUUGGCCCAAUUCCCUCUCCUAGGCCUAGCCCAAAAGUUAGGAUGUCACCUAGGCUUGCGUAUAUGGGAUUGCCCAGUCCAAGAAACCCAAUUUCAACUGCAAGUUAAAGGAAGUUUCCGAGGAAUUAGUGGGCCUUUCUUCAGACCAAAAAUGGGCCAGCUUGUUACAGCAAAUGGUACUUCAUGUGGUAGAGGACUAACUGGAAUUUCCCUCUUUUUUAAUUUUUUUUUAAUUAAUCCGAAAUUCGUUUAUUACUUCAUUUUUUUUUUAGGAAUUUGAAUUUAUGACAUUAGGUCCUUCGGCCAUUUUUUCCUCUUUCUCGGGGAAGGCAGGAAAAUUUAACUGUAAUUCUUUUUGCAGUACAUAUUAUAAUUCUUGUUUUUUAUUUUAACAUA